AUGGUGCAGAAAUCCCUCAACGGCGGCGUUUACCCGACUCCAGCCGGCGAGAGGAAGCACAAAGUCGGCUUCGUGGGUCUGGAGCCCGGCGCUCCCGAAUCCAGUCGGGACGGGGCGCUGCUCAUUGCGGGCGCGGAGAGCAGCCCUAAGCGGGCCGGCAGCAUCUUAUGCAGACCCAGAGGCAGCAUCUCCCCCGGUGGGAGAGCCAGACACCCAAAAAAGAACGCCAGCUACCGCAAACUGCAGAAUUUCCUCUACAAUGCGCUGGAAAGACCGCGGGGAUGGGCGUUCAUCUACCACGCUUAUGUCUUCCUCUUGGUCUUUUCCUGUCUUAUUCUCUCAGUCUUUGCCACCAUUAGAGAAUUCAAAAAUAGCUCAGAGAGUGCCUUGUACAUCCUGGAAAUUGUGACCAUCGUGGUGUUUGGAGUGGAGUACAUAGUGAGGAUAUGGGCUGCUGGCUGCUGCUGUCGAUACAGAGGAUGGAGAGGGAGGCUCAAAUUUGCCAGGAAACCUUUCUGUGUCAUCGAUAUGAUGGUGCUGGUUGCCUCGGUGUCAGUGCUGGCGGCUGGAUCUCAAGGCAAUGUUUUUGCCACAUCGGCAAUCAGGAGUCUGAGGUUCCUGCAGAUCCUUCGCAUGCUGCGUAUGGACCGUCGUGGGGGCACUUGGAAGCUGCUUGGAUCAGUCGUGUAUGCUCACAGCAAGGAGCUCAUCACGGCUUGGUACAUUGGAUUCCUGUGUCUCAUCCUUGCAUCAUUCCUUGUCUACUCAGUGGAGAAGGAGUCUAACAAAGAAUUUGAGACCUAUGCUGAUGCCCUUUGGUGGGGACUGAUAACUCUUACUACUAUUGGCUAUGGUGAUAAGGUUCCCAAGACUUGGAAUGGGCGAUUGCUGGCAGCAACCUUCAGUAUGAUCGGCGUGGCUUUCUUUGCUCUUCCCGCAGGCAUCCUUGGUUCUGGUUUCGCCCUCAAAGUCCAAGAGCAGCACAGGCAGAAACAUUUUGAAAAGAGACGCAAUCCCGCAGCAAGCCUCAUCCAGGGUGCAUGGAGGUUUUAUGCAACUAACCUAUCCCGUACUGAUCUGAUAUCCACUUGGGAUUUUUAUGAGCAGACUGUAGCAACCCCAAUGUACAGGUAG
This is a messenger RNA of Nerophis lumbriciformis (worm pipefish), 1134 nucleotides long. The record is from RefSeq and is a predicted model, not a curated record. NCBI's taxonomy places the organism in Eukaryota, Metazoa, Chordata, Actinopteri, Syngnathiformes, Syngnathidae.